AUGUCAUCAGCACAAAAACCUCAAAAGACACAAAAGGGAUGGAAGUCCUUUCUGGCCGGAGCCGUCGCAGGCGCCGUCGAGGGAACUGUCAACUAUCCGUUCGAGUUUACCAAAACCAGACUCCAGUUAGUGCCUAAAUCUUCCACAAUGAGCCGAAAUCCAUUUGUGCUCAUGUACAAGGUGGUUAAAGGCCAAGGACUCGGUGCUCUUUACGUUGGAUGCCCAAUCUUCGUUGUUGGUAAUACAGCCAAGGCCGGUGUCAGAUUUCUUGGAUUUGACUCCAUCAAAAAACUCCUAGUUGACGAAGAUGGUAAGUUGAGUGGGCCACGGGGUGUUGUUGCGGGUCUGGGUGCCGGCUUAAUGGAAUCUAUCUUUGCAGUUACUCCAGCCGAGUCUCUUAAGACAGCCAUGAUCGAUGACCGUCAACUUCCACAUCCAAAGUAUCAGGGUGUCACCGGAUCUGUCAAAUUGGUCAAGGAUCUUGGCUUGAGAGGAAUGUACAAGGGAUUCCUUCCUGUUGCCAUGCGUCAGGGUGCAAACCAGGCAGUUCGUAUGGGAACUUACAGUAGAAUUAAAGGUGCUAUUCAGCAGGCCAGUGGUACACCACCGGACCAGCCAUUGUCAACUGGUAUGACUUUUUUGGUUGGUGCAUUUGCUGGAUUAGUGACUGUCUACACGACUAUGCCUAUAGACACGGUCAAAACGAGAAUGCAGGCAUUGGAUGCUAGAACCAGAUAUUCCGGUACGUUCAACUGCUUUGCCAAGAUUUUCAGGGAGGAGGGUUUGCUAGCCUUCUGGAAAGGUGCAACUCCUCGUCUAGGAAGAUUACUUCUUGGAGGCGGUAUUGUGUUCACCACAUACGAGAAAAUGAUGACCGUUUUGAACUGA
Molecule: messenger RNA, 888 nt
Organism: Brettanomyces bruxellensis
Lineage: Eukaryota; Fungi; Ascomycota; Pichiomycetes; Pichiales; Pichiaceae
Gene: CTP1
Product: CtIP- endonuclease
Exons: 1
Coding region: 1-888 (295 amino acids)
Biological process (GO): mitochondrial citrate transmembrane transport
Molecular function (GO): tricarboxylate secondary active transmembrane transporter activity
Source: RefSeq, a predicted model, not a curated record